Messenger RNA from Schistosoma intercalatum, 2031 nucleotides. NCBI's taxonomy places the organism in Eukaryota, Metazoa, Platyhelminthes, Trematoda, Strigeidida, Schistosomatidae. The record is from the annotation of a GenBank genome assembly.
CUUAGAAAUCUCAAGGCUACGGCGCCAACUUCAGUGCUUAGUGCUAACGGUCGGUUCACAGGAAAUUUUGUACAAAACGUGAUAAUUGAGCGGCUAUAACAAAUAAAGCGGCGAGACUAUAAUUUGUGGGCGAAUCAAUCAGUUAUAAGAUAAUAGAUCUCGGAUUUUAACGCGAAAGACUUCCACCCAUCUGGCUAAAUAAAUUUCUGGCAUUAUAUCUGAUAACAACCCCAUAUAUAAUUCCUAACUAAGUCAAAUUACGACAAUUAUUUCGAACUGGAUAGUUAAAGCACCAGUGACACUGGCUGAAGCUAAGUACUACAUCCCAGUAAGAAAUCCUUCAGAUGGAUGAACGCUUUACUACGGCGUUGUCUAUAUGGAUCCAUAAACCUCAGGUUGUACAUAAAGAUGUAUUUGCUUCAUCCGUUGUAUCCGAAACUGAUGAAUCCUGCGUAAGAUUUAUCUAUCCGAAGCUCCGUACUGGGAUCAGUGAAUUCACUGAAGUUUGUUCCAAAGGAUCAGCUUAUAAGUUUUCAUCGAUCUCCAUAACUUACAUUAUCGAGGAAACAAAUGGUCGCAUUCAAGUUUCCGUCUUGGAUGAGUCUCCUGGGUUUCUUCAGAGUUCUUGGCUGAAAGACGUCCUUGAACAGAAGCUUAAUCUUUGGUAUUCUUGUGAUGCAAAAGUUAAUAUUCCUUCCCUCUCACUAAUUGAUUGCCGUUUAUAUCAAUUGCAAUACGAACGCUUGAAAAAUACCUAUGGACCUACUCUAGUUAAGAACUGGUCGGAGAAAACAGACCCAAUGAAAUUCGUGUAUGAAGAUAUUGGCAUAGCUUGCUACCUCAUAUGUUUAUGGAAAAAUGAACAUGUUAAUUUCGUCGAUCUUGGUUGUGGAAACGGAUUGUUGACGUACAUACUUUCGUCGGAAGGAUUCACUGGCAUAGGAAUAGAUGUACGUAGAAGGCACAUUUGGAAGUCUUAUCCACUAAGUGUACAACAACGUUUAAAGGAAAUUUCGUUAAAUCCAGAAGAAGUUUGUGGGUUUCCACAAGCCAAUUGGCUAAUUGGGAAUCACAGUGAUGAACUUACACCUUGGUUGCCUAUACUGGCAUGUAAAAGUGGACCAUCAUGCAAGAUAUUUGUUUUACCAUGUUGUCCUUACAGUCUUUUUGGAAAAUUCAAUAUCCCGAAAAGUUCACUUUCAUUUUUACCUGACGACAUAAAUGUCAAACAGAUAACAGAAAAUAGUCGAUAUGGUACAUAUCUUAAUUAUAUACAACACAUUUUUGCCAUUUGCAGAUUUAUACCUGAAGUUGAUGCGCUCAGAAUACCAUCAACCAAACGUAUAUGUAUUGUUGGUCGAGAUAUAAUCGAUUCAAAGUGUUUUGAAAAUAAUGAGCACUCAAAUCGUUUGUCUGCUGUCAAUAAAUACAUUGAGUACGAACGUGAUAUUACUUCAAAGCCUAACAAAACGUUUGUUGCACGUCCACCCACAGAGGUUCCCUGUAACUGUACAAGAGUUUCGAAAUUUGUUCUUGACAAAAUAUCACAUACAGUUUUCAAAGCCUUAUUAAUCUGUAAACCAGAUAAAUAUCGUUUACAAUCCCAUAAUCUUAUGCUUUCUGAUGAUUUAAGAAUAAGAACUUUGGACAAUCGUUGGUGGAAUCCUGGUGGUACAUUAACUUUAUCAGAGUGCAGUGAACUUGUAUCACUAGAGGAUAUGAAAUUAUUAAAAUCUCAGCAUGGUGGUUUGCAAACUGUCUUGAGGAAUCACCAUCAGUGUUUUCGAACUAUCAAAAACACCGUUCAGUUACGUUGGUUACCAGAUAAGAUGGCGAAGCUUAAUGAUUCUGGAAUUCCGUUAUUCAAUAACAAAAAUGGGAAGAAUCGUAAAACAAAACUCUGCUGGAUGUCACUUAACCAUCCAGAUGGUUGUCCAUACACUUCUGAAUUGUGUGACUUUGCCCAUUGCGAAAAAGAAAUCCUUAUAAAAAUCGGUUCCAUGAAACAAUAAACAACAAAGCAUUUUCAAC